AUGAUGUAGCUAAAGUUAGCCCCCGUCAAGUUAAUAUAUAAGACCCCAAGGGGCCGAUGCAUACAUGUCAGUCCCAUCGGCUUGGUGUACAGGCUUCUCUUCUUGACCAACAACAACCCAACAAACUUUAGAGAUGGCACCCAAGAAGGCCAAGAGGAGGCAGCAGCAGGGUGAGGGUGGAUCCUCCAACGUGUUCUCCAUGUUUGAGCAGAGCCAGAUCCAGGAGUACAAGGAGGCUUUCACAAUCAUCGACCAGAACAGAGACGGCAUCAUCAGCAAGGAUGACCUCAGGGAUGUGUUGGCCACCAUGGGCCAGCUGAACGUGAAGAGCGACGAGCUGGAGGCCAUGGUGAAGGAGGCCAGCGGCCCCAUCAACUUCACCGUCUUCCUCACCAUGUUCGGCGAGAAGCUCAAGGGUGCUGAUCCCGAGGACGUUAUCGUGAGCGCUUUCAAGGUCCUGGACCCCGAAGGCACCGGCAGCAUCAAGAAGGAAUUUCUUCAGGAGCUCCUGACCACCCAGUGUGACAGGUUCACCAGUGAGGAGAUGACCAAUCUGUGGGCUGCCUUCCCCCCCGAUGUGGCUGGCAAUGUGGACUACAAGAACAUCUGCUACGUCAUCACACACGGAGAGGACAAGGAGGAGUAGAUCCCUUCUUCUCUUCAGCUCUCUACCUCUACCAACACUCUGCCACCGUACACUCGCUCUGUUUUCUCCAACGCUGUGACUUCACUUUCACAAACUCUCUCGUCCAACAUUUCCGCUCGCCAAAAGACUUCUCUACUUUGCCCGAGACGCUGUGGACGGGUGCGGUUUGUGAACAACAGGAGAACAUGGGAUUAUUUUCAAUAAAAAUAAUCUUAUGACAUUGAAACUC
Xiphophorus hellerii (green swordtail) is the source of this 875-nucleotide messenger RNA. It is a transcript of the gene mylpfb, whose product is annotated as myosin light chain, phosphorylatable, fast skeletal muscle b. The coding region runs from base 134 to 646 and encodes 170 amino acids. NCBI's taxonomy places the organism in Eukaryota, Metazoa, Chordata, Actinopteri, Cyprinodontiformes, Poeciliidae. Gene Ontology annotation, molecular function: calcium ion binding. The record is from RefSeq and is a predicted model, not a curated record. The transcript has 6 exons.